UAUGACAAUGAUCCUCGAAAAUUAUUUUCCCGCGAAAAGGCCAUUCCACUUCCACAAACCCCUUCCACGGGAGAUUUUGCCGUUCUCCGCCGCAACAUAAGUCGAAGGAUUAUGGAACGCUUCCAGAGUAUCAGCUGGCAUAAGAAGCUUUUAAUCAUGCUUAGUUGGCUGGAGAACUAUUCCUAAAGGUCAUGUUUGAUGUAUCUCGCAUGAUAAUUCUUGUUAUUUGCCUCGAUCAACUGUCUGGGAGGGAAAUUGGAAAUGCAGUUCAGAAAAUAGGUAACAGGGAAGGAGGAGGAUGGUAUGGCCCUCACAUGGCCGCAGCCUCUCGUGCAGUCACUGAUCGGGUCCCAUUGGUUGAUCUUGUCCUUGAAAUUAGAGAUGCUAGGAUUCCAUUUUCAUCAGCAUUUGAGCAAUUGAGGAACUAUCCCUUUUCAUCUAGGCGAAUCUUAGUCCUCAACAAAAUGGACCUUGCCAAUCAUUCUCAAUUAAAGGAGUUGACAAACUAUUUCAAAGAGCGGAACUGCAUUUCUUUUUGUGUCAAUUCCCAUAACAGGGAUAAUGUUAAAGAGUUUCUGAACUUUUUACAAGCUCAAGCCAGGAAAUUGAAGAAAACUGAUCUUUUAAGUCAUACCAUAACGGUAAUGCUAGUUGGGAUUCCUAAUGUUGGUAAGUCGGCUCUUGUCAAAGCAUUGCAUCACAUUGGAAGGAUUAGUGCUGAAGAGAAGGGAAAGCUCAAGCAUGUAAUGGUGACUCCACAGCCAGGAGAGACAAGAGACAUUAACAGCUUCAAGAUUGCUAGCCAUCCCAAUAUUUAUGUGUUGGACACCCCUGGUAUUUUGCCUCCUGCAAUCCAGGACAUUGAGGUUUGCUCCAAGCUGGCUUUAACAGGAGCUAUUAGGGACUCUUUUGUUGGGGAAAAGAAACUUGCUGAAUAUUUUCUGGCAAUUCUUAACUCCAGUGAUGAAUACAAGAAGUGGGCAAAAUUUUCCACCUAUGAGAAUGACAGAUCUGUCUUGCAGCACAGUGUGGGGCAUUCAGCUAGCUCUCAGUUGGAGACAAAAAAGAGAAGGCAAUACCCCACAGAUCACACGCAGGAUUUUGUUGUUCAGAAAGUUCGGCAGACUCUCUUUGAGGUAACUUCAUGUUUCGAUGGAAACGUGGAACAAGGGAAGGAUAUGUUAAAGCUUAUUGAUAUACAAUUCAAAGCUUUGAAGGAAGCUUUCCAGAUUCCAGAGGAUUUAAGUGAGGUUGCUGACACUAAAGUUGCUUCUAAGUUGCUUAAUCUUUAUCGUACUGGGAGGCUUGGACAUUUUACUUUAGAUCCUGUUCCAAGGAGAACCUCAAAUGAUAGUCAGUAAGGGAGUCUUCAUUUUCGGUGCCUUUUUUUUCCUGCUUAUUUAGGCUGUUAUCCCUCUUCCAUCGCUAGAAAAGUUACAUGUUUUAUAGGAAUUUGCCUGUAUUUAUUUAUUUUUACAAAUAUAUAUUUGGUGUUCACAUUUUUGUAUUUGUAUUUGAUGGGGAGAACUACCAUUUUCAAUUCGAUUUUUGCUCAA
Messenger RNA from Mangifera indica (mango), 1556 nucleotides. RefSeq names its product DAR GTPase 2, mitochondrial. Gene Ontology annotation, cellular component: mitochondrion. Gene Ontology annotation, molecular function: GTPase activity; GTP binding. The record is from RefSeq and is a predicted model, not a curated record. Lineage: Eukaryota; Viridiplantae; Streptophyta; Magnoliopsida; Sapindales; Anacardiaceae. The transcript has 9 exons. Bases 192 to 1361 code for a protein of 389 amino acids.